Messenger RNA from Cynocephalus volans (Philippine flying lemur), 1626 nucleotides. It is a transcript of the gene IKZF1, whose product is annotated as IKAROS family zinc finger 1. Gene Ontology annotation, cellular component: nucleus. The transcript has 8 exons. The coding region runs from base 7 to 1626 and encodes 539 amino acids. Gene Ontology annotation, biological process: regulation of transcription by RNA polymerase II. Gene Ontology annotation, molecular function: RNA polymerase II cis-regulatory region sequence-specific DNA binding; DNA-binding transcription factor activity. The record is from RefSeq and is a predicted model, not a curated record. Lineage: Eukaryota; Metazoa; Chordata; Mammalia; Dermoptera; Cynocephalidae.
AGGACAAUGGACGCUGAUGAGGGUCAAGACAUGUCCCAAGUUUCAGGGAAGGAAAGCCCCACAGUGAGUGACACUCCAGAUGAUGGUGAUGAGCCCAUGCCUGUCCCCGAAGACCUUUCCACCACCUCUGGAGGACAGCAGAGUUCCAAGAGUGAGAGAGUAGUGGUUACAUAUGGGGCUGAUGGCUUUAGGGAUUUUCAUGCAAUAAUUCCCAAAUCUUUCUCUCCUGGUAAUGUUAAAGUAGAGACUCAGAGUGAUGAAGAGAAUGGGCGUGCCUGUGAAAUGAAUGGGGAAGCAUGUGCGGAGGAUUUACGAAUGCUUGAUGCCUCGGGAGAGAAAAUGCAUGCCCCCCACAGGGACCAAGGCAGCUCGGCUUUGUCGGGAGCUGGAGGCAUUCGACUUCCUAACGGAAAGCUAAAGUGUGAUAUCUGUGGGAUCAUUUGCAUCGGGCCCAAUGUGCUCAUGGUUCACAAAAGAAGCCACACUGGAGAACGGCCGUUCCAGUGCAAUCAGUGCGGGGCCUCCUUCACCCAGAAAGGCAACCUGCUACGGCACAUCAAGUUGCACUCCGGGGAGAAGCCCUUCAAGUGCCACCUCUGCAACUACGCCUGCCGCCGGAGGGACGCCCUCACAGGCCACCUGCGCACGCACUCCGUUGGUAAACCUCACAAAUGUGGAUAUUGUGGCCGAAGCUAUAAACAGCGAAGCUCUUUAGAGGAACAUAAAGAGCGUUGCCACAACUACUUGGAAAGCAUGGGCCUUCCGGGCACGCUGUACCCAGUCAUUAAAGAAGAAACUAAUCACAGUGAAAUGGCAGAAGACCUGUGCAAGAUAGGACCAGAGAGAUCCCUCGUGCUGGACAGACUAGCAAGUAACGUGGCCAAACGUAAGAGCUCUAUGCCUCAGAAAUUUCUUGGAGACAAGUGCCUGUCAGACAUGCCCUACGACAGCAGCGCCAGCUACGAGAAGGAGAACGAGAUGAUGAAGUCCCACGUGAUGGACCAAGCCAUCAACAACGCCAUCAGCUACCUGGGCGCCGAGUCCCUGCGCCCCCUGGUGCAGACGCCCCCCUGUGGCUCCGAGGUGGUCCCAGUCAUCAGCCCCAUGUACCAGCUGCACAAGCCCCCCACGGAGGGCCCCCUGCGCUCCAACCACUCGGCUCAGGACAGCGCCGUGGAGAACCUGCUGCUACUCUCCAAGGCCAAGUCGGUGUCCUCGGAGCGGGAGGCCUCGCCGAGCAACAGCUGCCAAGACUCGACGGACACCGAGAGCAACAACGAGGAGCAGCGCGGUGGCCUCAUCUACCUGACCAACCACAUCACGCCACACGCCCGCAAUGGCCUGUCGCUGAAGGAGGAGCAGCGGGCCUACGACCUGCUGAGGCCGGCCUCGGAGAACUCACAGGACGCCUUCCGGGUGGUCAGCACAAGUGGGGAGCAGGUGCGGGUGUACAAGUGCGAACACUGCCGCGUGCUCUUCCUGGACCACGUCAUGUACACUAUCCACAUGGGCUGCCACGGCUUCCGCGACCCCUUCGAGUGCAACAUGUGUGGCUACCACAGCCAGGACAGGUACGAGUUCUCGUCCCACAUCACGCGGGGGGAGCACCGCUACCACAUGAGCUAA